Molecule: messenger RNA, 4109 nt
Organism: Xyrichtys novacula (pearly razorfish)
Lineage: Eukaryota; Metazoa; Chordata; Actinopteri; Labriformes; Labridae
Source: the annotation of a GenBank genome assembly
GAGCAGUACGUCAUCACGUCACAUGGUAAACAUCAUGGCUGGUUCCUUGUUCGUUUGUGUGUUUCCCGAGCCACGAAAAAAGCUAGAUUUUUAUGUAUAAAACAGCUGAUACAAACUUUAUCUAUUUUCUUUUGUAUUUGAUUUACACUCGUCUGUCCUUCCUCGGCGAAAACCAGCACAGCAAAAGGUGUCUUCGUUGUUUAUUUUGAUAUCUACGUCGCAUAAAUCCAGGCUUCCUGGUCAGUUUUAAGGUUAAAAUCAUGGCUUCAGCGUUUGUCGUCGGAAAUAAAUUCAGAAAUAAAGUGACAGAAUUGUUGGAAAACACAGACUCGUCUUUGCCUCAGCGACUAAGAGAGGAACUUGAGGAUAUUCUUGAAAGAGAGGAACCAAAAACCCUGCCCUUCAGUACAGCAAGAAAGCUCAAGAAGUACCUUCAGGAAAAUGGUAAAGAGGCUACAAUUUUAAAAAGCUGUAUUCUAAUGCAAUGAAAGAAAUAAAGUCAGCAGAAAUAUUGCUUUAGUAAUACCUGAUGUGUUUUUCUUUACAGGACACCCUUUCUACCUGCAUGAGUUACUGGAGGACAGCUCAUUACACCUGCCUGAGUUUGUACAGCCUCCAAGAGUAAGCUGAUAUAUAUAUGUCAUUUCUUAUUUGUGUGUUUAAGCCAUCACGACCAGCCGUACAAAAGAGAGGAGAAAAGCGCCACACCUUUCCUUGAAUUAAUUGUCUUGAGUUCCUUGAAUUGAGUGUCUUGGCAAAAUUGCACAAAGUUUUUAAGUUUUGCAUCUGUUAAAAUUUAAUAAAUUGCUAUUUUAUGUUUUAUUUGAUUCAGAACCACACAAAACGAUAAUUUAUUCUUUCUAUAAUUUGUUCUUUUUUCCGUUAAUUUCAGUGUCACACAAAGACCUCUGCUGAAAAGGGUUAAAAUAAAGUUUUUGCUUUUUAUUUUCCUCCAGAAUCCUGAGCUGGUGGCACGUCUAGAGAAAAUAAAAGCAAAACUAGCCAAUGAGGAAUACAACAGAAUCACACGCAAUGUGAAUGCUCAGGUACAUUUUUGUAUGUCUUAAAUAUACACCAUUAAUAAUCACUUUUUUUGCCUUGAAGUGAGCAACAUGUUACAUCUCAUGUCUUUGCUGGUGCCUCUUAGCAAGAGAGAUGGCAUUUAUUCAUUAGGUCAACUUAACAAACUUGGCCAGAAUGGAUAUAUUCUAUAUGUGAUUAUAAAUGAGGACAUUGUGUUUUUGGACAAAGUUUUAUAGUUUAAGUUUACUUAUACUGAAUGUUGUAAACUGCAGGUAGCCUUCAUUGUUCCAACAAAGACAAAGAAGACUCAAAGUUUUUGUGUUUGCACUGUUUUCAUGAUUAAGUACAUUGAAGGUCUGCUUAUAUUUGACUAUUUAUUUGCUUUUUUGUUCACAGGAACUUAACCGCAAUGGAACAUUAGCAGAUAUUGGACUGCAAGGUCAGCAUUAUGCGUGAAUGCACAGUUCAUUAUCAUAUCUCAGCAAACAGAGGCUCAGGCUGUGUUAAAAUUCCAUGUGCUAAGAUUUAAUAAUGUACCUGAAUUUGACAAUUACAGACCUUUACCUGUAACUGUCUCCAGAAUCAGCUACCUUAAAUGCUCAGAGAACUUGUGACUACACUCAUAAAGUUAAAGUUAAAGUAUUUGAAUCCACCAUCCAUCCAAGACAUUCAGAUGUAUUUUGCAAAUUGUACUUCAUGAGAUCAAUUCUAACCUAAUUUCCCUUUUCUUUGCUCAGUGCGAUCAGCCAAAGCGGUGGUGGUGACUGUUUUUAACUUCCUGGUCACAGUGAUCGCCACUUUUGCCUGUUCAUACAUGGGGAGUCAAUACCUGUUCACUGACACGGCAGCGGUAAGAAAUAUUCAGGAAGUAAACCUGGGAAAAUAAUUUGGAAUUUGCUCCAAAGUUACAGCUAAGCUAAGGUAGCUGUCAUAACUGAUUGAUGGUGCAUCAAGAUUUAACUUGAUGCACCAUCUUCACUUCUGUGGAUUACUUUUGUAACAUACAGUUAUUGUUGUUAAUUUUUUCUGCUGUCCAUCUUUUAUUUUUACCCACUGUAAACCAAUCAAACCAAUAACAAACUAACAAGACUUCUCAAAGCAGACUGAUGUGAUUACAUUAAGUUGACCUGAGUCUUAACCAUAGCAACAGAGAGAGCAACAGGCUGCUAAUGAGAAAUAACAGACUGUUGCUAUGGAGUUUUGACCUAUCAGAGUGCAGCCUUAACGAAAACUGUGCAAUAGUAUAAUAAUUUCUCUAUCAGUUCUUGUGCAGACCACUUUUGAUGCUCUACUGAAUGUGCUGCCAUUUUUUCUGUAAUGUACAUCUUAAACAAAUAUUUUCUCAGUGCAGAAACAUAUACACUAGCACAUGUGCCUCUGCUAGCCUUUAUCAGAGAACAAUGUACAUAUGUAUCAAGAUGCUAAUUUUUGUGCUAGGUUGCACUGAUCUGAAAAGCAGUGUGUGUGUGUCAGCUUAACUGUCUUUGUUAUUUUGGACGCUUGUUUUUCAGAGAGUGAUAUCAGCUGUGAUCGCUGCUUCAGUAGUCGGGCUGGCUGAGCUCUACGUGCUGGUCCGGACCAUGGAGGGAGAACUGGGGGAACCUUAGCAGCUGUGCAAAAAAAAGCAUUUUUGGACAAUGAAAGUCUCACUAAGUCUGCUGAUCCAGAGCACACAUGUGACUGUGCAGCAGAAACUUAGCAGGCUUUCUUUUUGUUUUGAGAUGACAGAAAUAUCAGAGGAGUUAGGAGUUGUGUUAAAUUAUGGAUGUUGUGUAAAUUGCUGGAACUAGAAGUAAUUAUUGUAAUAAAAUGUGUCGAUAUGCGUUGUGAUGUGUGUUCAUGCUUUGUGAUCAUGUAGCAGCUUUGUUAUAACAUCAACAUGAUUAUGUGAUUUUGUAUUUGAAAUAUUUCCCCCAAUUUUUUUUUUAAUUUUGUACUUUACUCCAUGAUAAUUUCCCCCAAAAAGCCAUCGUUCUUGUCCAAACUUGUUUAUUCAGGAUUUAUUCAAAAACUGUCAUGAAGAAAAGAUAAUGUUUAUUUUAAUUACUUUGUAAGCUCAAUUUCCAAAAGGACCUACAAAUGUAGUACUAAAGUGCAGGUCAGCGUAACAAGUUCAGUUUCACAAAGUUUGUAAAGUUUGGCAGUGAAGCCGUCAGCAAACAAACUCAUCGAGGAAAAGAUGGUUAAGGCUUUUUUAGCCACAGACUCAUACAAUUUGGUGAUUAGGUGAGAUUUUUCUGGCCAAAAAACAGUUUAAAAAGUGGUUCCAUUUUUUUUUUUUUUUUUACCCCAAUGAACAAGCUUUUAUUCGUUUCUUUUCUUAUAAAGGUCAGAUCUCAAUUACUAAAUUUAUUACCUGCUUUUGAAGGCUUUAAAACUUUAAUUCUCUUACAGCUGCAAAAUUAGUUCCUUAAUUCCACAGUUGGUAGCACUUCCAUGGCAACAGUCUUUUUUUUUUUUUACCUUUGUGGUAUUAAUGAACUUUAAACAUAACAUUUUUAUUCUUUAUCAUACAAAGCAUGAUGCAUAAAACAACUUCAGCAUUAAAUGAAGCGCUUCUGCCUGACACUCUUAGUAUGGGGUCAUCGUCUGUUACUCAAUCAGCGCUGAAGUCCAAACCACACUCCUCAGUGUCAGCUCAUCAGUAAACAGUUGGAAAUAAAUGGUUAAAUCAUAUUUAUUCAUGGAAAAAUGUACUCAGUAGACCAUGUGUGCAGCUGUUUCAGUAGUUGUUUGUUCAGACUUUGCUGUUUUGUUGCGCUUGUUUUGACCCUUUUGAAUAACCCACCAGCUGUGGUAUCAGUUAAUAAUAUUUUCUUGAAAGAUUUUAUCCUCCAGCUGGCAGAUGUGGAAAUAAUUGUCAUCUGAUCUGUACUUACUGUAUCUGGUGAAUUUGAAGUGAAUUAUAGAGCCAACCAGCAGAUGAAAACAAACGAUUAAUGUUACCCAGGGGUACAGUAGCCGUGCUGACAGACUUAUCAUCCUCUGAACAAUAACACCGUGUAUCUUAGCUCAAAACAAUCCUACUACAGCACACGGUCUGUGUUCGCUGAUCCUUUCUCCAAAUAUGAUUUUUUUGUAAACUA